Molecule: messenger RNA, 3894 nt
Organism: Arvicanthis niloticus (Nile rat)
Lineage: Eukaryota; Metazoa; Chordata; Mammalia; Rodentia; Muridae
Source: RefSeq, a predicted model, not a curated record
AUGGGAGAUACAACAAAACCUUACUUUGUGAAGCUCACCAAAGACCGCAGAAUUAUUGAUAAUGAUUUCAGAAGGGGUUAUCCCCAACAAGAUUAUUUAAUAAUGGAUGGUUGUGCUAAAGGCCAUCGUAGUAAAAUGGAAAAGGGCCAUCCCAGAAAAAAGUCACCCGGGAACUAUAGGAACACCCCCAGGAAAGGACUAUGUGUGGUUUACAGCAAUACAUAUGCAUUUAAAAACCGAAUUUACAGUCAGCCUGCUUGGAUGAAUGAUAACCACAAAGAUCAAAAUAAGAAAUGGCUAUCUGAUGAACUCGCUGGUAAUGCAGACACCUGGAGAAAGUUCAAGCCGGGACCUAGGAUUCCUUUCAUGAGCCGGUCAAGGAAAGAAUCCUUUCAGGAGAGUGACAAUGCCUACAGGUGGCUGGAGGGGAGAGGCUGCAGAACGGUGAGAAGGUUGUUUCAGAAAGACCUCACCAGCCUACAAGCCAUGUCAGAAAUGGAAGCAGGAAGUCCUGAAAGCAAGAAACAGUGCUCCAGACCUUGUAAGCCACAGAGGACUAGAAUGGACAACGGGGAGCAGGACGGAGACUUGGACCACCCUGUGAUCGACGAGUCUGUCCUUUCAACCAAGGAGCUACUGGACCUACAGCAGGCUGAGGAACGGCUCAAGAGAGACUGCAUCGACAGGCUGAAAAGACGUCCACGAAAUUACCCGACAGCGAAGUAUACCUGCAAACUGUGCGAUGCUCUGAUUGACUCCAUCCCUUUUGCUCAUAAGCACAUCGAGGAGAAGAGGCACAAGAAGAAACUUAAGGAAAAGCAGGAGGAAGAAUUGCUCACCACACUGCCCGCGCCAGCGCCCUCCCAGAUACAUGCAGUUUGCAGCGCUAUUGACAGAGUGGUGCAGGAGUUUGGUUUACACAGUGAAAAUUUGGAUCAGAGGCUAGAAAUUAAGCUUGUCAUGGAAAGUGUGAUCCAGAACAAACUACCAGACUGUUCUCUUAGGCUUUAUGGAUCCUCCUGUAGCAGACUGGGCUUCAGAGACUCUGACGUGAACAUUGAUGUUCAGUUUCCAACUGUCAUGUCUCAGCCAGAUGUCCUCUUACUUGUUCAAGAAUGUUUAAAGAACAGUGACUCCUUUAUUGAUGUUAAGACUGAUUUCCAUGCCGGAGUCCCUCUGGUGGUGUGCAGAGAUAAGCAAAGUGGCCUUCUUUGUAAAGUAAGUGCAGGAAACGAAAACGCCUGGCUGACCACAAAGCACCUAACGGCUCUUGGAAAACUAGAACCAAGGCUGGUUCCUCUGGUGAUUGCAUUUAGAUACUGGGCAAAGCUUUGUAGCAUCGAUCACCCUGAGGAAGGAGGCCUGCCACCAUCUGUGUUUGCUCUCAUGGCUGUUUUCUUCCUUCAGCAAAGAAAGGAACCUCUCCUGCCAGUUUAUCUAGGAUCGUGGAUUGAAGAAUUCUCACUAAAUAAAUUAGGGAAUUUCAGCCUUAAAGACAUUGAGAAACACAAUGUGGUCUGGGAGUACACUGACAACAGCACAGGGGACACCAGCUCAGCAAAAGAGAAGACACCCAAAGAGACUGCAGCAAAGAAGGGACAGGUGCCAUUAACAUUUAAUGUAAAACAUCUGCCUUCAGUGCCAGUCGGGCAGCUCUGGGUGGAACUGCUGCGGUUCUAUGCUCUAGAGUUUAAUCUGGCUGAUUUAGUGAUCAGUAUUCGUGUCAAAGAAUUGAUAUCACGGGAAUCAAAGAACUGGCCCAAAAAGUGCAUCGCAAUCGAAGACCCCUAUUCUGUUAAAAGAAAUGUGGCAGAGACCCUGAAUAGCCAAACUGUGUUUGAGUAUAUACUUCAUUGUUUGAGGACAACAUAUAAAUAUUUUGCUCUUCCACACAAAAUUACAAAACCCAACCUCACAAAGCCUCCUAACCCAAUCGCCUGUGUUUCAGACCCUUACAAAGAAGACAAGGAGGGGGUUGCUAAUGAACAUCAGGUGGACAGCAGGUAUACUGGGUCAGGUGAGAAGGACACCCUCUCUGAAGAUGACUUAGCUGAGCCUGCUAAGGGUGAAGAUCCAGAAGAAUGUGGCAAACACAUGAGUGGGGCUCUGCUCAUAGACCUAGAUAGAAUAACUCUUAAAGAAGAAAGCUUUUCUGAGGAAAAUUCACCCAGGGGCCAGUCUGAGUUCUUCUAUGAAUUUAGAAAGCUGACCUUCACCAAAGGCGAGUCUCCCCCAGUAGCAUGCAGCUUGUGUAAGCGAAAAGGUCACCUAAAGAAGGACUGUCCUGAGGACUUCAAGAGGAUCCAGCUGGAACCUUUGCCACCCAUGACCCCCAAGUUCUCAAAUAUCUUAGAUCAAGUCUGCAUCCAGUGUUACAAGCAUUUUUUUCUAACUAUUGUAGAAGACCAGGCUCGUGAACAUAUCCGGCAAAGUCUAGAAAGUUUCAUAAAAAAGGACUUUCCAGGAGCUAAAUUGAGCUUGUUUGGCUCCUCCAAAAAUGGAUUUGGGUUCAAACGGAGUGACCUUGACAUCUGUAUGACAAUUAAUGGAUGUGAGACUGCUGAGGAGCUGGACUGUGUUAGAACUAUUGAGGAGCUGGCACAAGUCCUCAGAAAGCACUCAGGGUUAAGGGACAUCCUGACUAUCACAACAGCCAAGGUGCCCAUUGUGAAGUUCUUCCAUCUAAGAAGUGGUUUGGAGGUGGACAUCAGCUUGCAUAACACACUGGCUCUUCAUAACACAAAGCUCUUGUCUGCAUACUCAGCCAUUGACCCCAGAGUGAAAUAUCUGUGCUACACCAUGAAAGUGUUCACAAAGAUGUGUGACAUUAGUGAUGCGUCCAGGGGCCGCUUGUCAUCCUACGCCUACACACUUAUGGUGCUAUAUUUCCUCCAGCAGAGGUCUCCACCUGUCAUCCCCGUGCUUCAAGAGAUAUACAAAGGUGAAAAGAAACCAGAGAUACUUGUGGAUGGAUGGAAUGUUUACUUUUUCGAUCAAAUGCAUGAACUGCCCACUUGUUGGCCAGAAUAUGGAAAAAAUACAGAAUCUGUUGGGCAGCUGUGGUUGGGACUUCUACGCUUCUACACUGAGGAGUUUGACUUUAAGGAACAUGUAAUCAGCAUCAGAAGAAAAAGUCUGCUUACAACGUUCAAGAAACAGUGGACCUCAAAAUACAUCAGUAUCGAAGAUCCCUUUCAUUUGAAUCAUAAUCUUGGUGCUGGAUUAUCAAUGAAAAUGACAAAUUUUAUAAUGAAAGCUUUUAUCAAUGGUAGGAGAGUAUUUGGAAUUCCAGUCAAAGGAGUUCCAAACAACAAACUCUCCAAACUGGUAUACUUUUUUGAUCCAGAUGUCCUAACUGAGGGAGAGCCAACCCCAAAUGACAGGUGCUGCCGAAUCUGUGGGAAAAUAGGGCACUUCAUCAAGGACUGUCCCAUGAGGGAAAAAAUGAGGCAAUGGCAAGACCAGGAAGAUACCCCAAACCAAAGGUACUCAGAGAGCAAAGAAACAAGAAGCAAAGAGGACAAAGAAAUUCAGAAAAAGUACACAGAAAAGGAAAUGACAAAAGAAGAUAAGCCCACACCAAGCACAGCUGCAAAAGCCAAGCCAGUGAGGGCCAUUGUUGACCUGGGCCAGAAGAAACUUCUCAGGACACCAGCAGAAAAGUGGAAGAGACAGGAUGACAGAAACUCAAGAAAAAAGCAUUGUUUCAUCUGUGGAAGAGAAGGACACAUUAAAAGGGAAUGCCCACAGUUCAAAGUCCCUUCAGGUAACCUUUCCAGUAAAUAUAUGACUCAGGGGAGAGCUUCAGUGAAAAUGACCCAGCCAGAAUCAUGGGGGAAAGAAAUGCAGCACCGGAAAUGGCACUCAAAUGUCCCUGUCCACUUGGGAAAUUAG